This is a messenger RNA of Phlebotomus argentipes, 1256 nucleotides long. RefSeq names its product tetraspanin-6. Bases 10 to 729 code for a protein of 239 amino acids. Lineage: Eukaryota; Metazoa; Arthropoda; Insecta; Diptera; Psychodidae. The record is from RefSeq and is a predicted model, not a curated record. The transcript is spliced from 4 exons. Gene Ontology annotation, cellular component: membrane.
UCCGUGAAAAUGAGGUCCUGCGGGAUGAAUUUCAUUAAGACAAUUUUGUUUAUUUUCAAUUUCAUUUUUGCUAUUUCUGGGCUUGGCGUCCUGAUUGCCGGGGCGCUGGUUCUAGCCGACGUCGGCGAGUUCAGCCACUUUAUCGAGGGCCGCGUUGUGGCGCCGCCAAUCGUCCUGAUUGUCGUCGGCGCGCUGGUGUUCCUGGUGGCUUCGCUGGGUUGCUACGGCGCCAUUCGGGAGUCUCCGCCCCUUCUCACGCUGUUUGCCGUGUGCCUCGCUAUCAUUUUCAUCGUUGAGCUCGCCGUGGGAAUUGCCGCCAUCGCCUUCAAGGCUGACCUGGAGAAUGCCCUGAGAAAUCAGCUGCAGAAGUCCAUCAAAAACUCCAACACGGAGGAUCUCAAGGCCUGGGACAAUGCCCAGAAGAAGCUGCAGUGCUGCGGCCUCGAUGGACCCGCGGAUUGGGUGGAUCUCAGCCGCGAUCGCUACUUGAGGCCCAGUUGCUGCCGCCCUGAGUACAUCGAUCCGCAGACCAAGGACUGCAGAAACGCCCUGCCUCUGCACAAGGACAAAUACUACCAGGACGGCUGCGCAGAGAAGCUCAAGAUGCGCGUGGACUCCAAUGCUUCAGUGCUGAUUGGCGUUGGAAUUGGUAUUGCUUUCAUCCAGAUUCUGGGCAUUAUUCUCGCUUGCCUCCUCGCCAGCGCCAUUCGCAAUGAGAGCGCCAAAUAAGCAGACCACAGAAAUCAUGAUUAUCAAAACUUCCACAUAUUAAUUUCCAUUGUAGAAGAAGAAAAGUCCGCAAGGAAAUCCUUUUUUCUCUUUGUAUACUUCCCAUCGAACACACAAUUUUUCUUCGUAGCUGUAGAAUCUUUUCCAACAUUCACCCAGAGCUUCUUGCAAGAUAAAGUCAUUCCUAAAAGGGAAACGUUUUUGGAUAACGUUGAAUUUUAUUAAUGGUCGCGUAGUGUUUUGUGGGGUAAAGAAAAAUGUAAAGCAUUUUACAAGUUAGUUGACUUGUUAGUUAAAGAUAGCAGGAUUUGUAGGGAAAGUCUUAUUGGGCCAGUUGUUGUGUUGAAAAUUGAUGGAUUUAAUGGAUAUUUUACUAGUAGAUUGGCUAAAAACAGAUUUGAUUUUCCACAUAAGAAAUCUUCAAACCUUCUACCUCAGUUUGCAUUUGAUAAUGUAAAGAUAUAUUUGUAAGAGAGUCAUUCUGAAAGGAAAACAAUAAAAUAGAUGCCUUUAGUCUUGUCAAUUCA